Lolium rigidum is the source of this 558-nucleotide messenger RNA. RefSeq lists its product as uncharacterized. Bases 1 to 558 code for a protein of 185 amino acids. The record is from RefSeq and is a predicted model, not a curated record. NCBI's taxonomy places the organism in Eukaryota, Viridiplantae, Streptophyta, Magnoliopsida, Poales, Poaceae. The transcript is spliced from 2 exons.
AUGCAUGGCACCACCUCAGUAGGAGGACGACGACGAUGCAGGAUAUCUCCCUCGCUGCCGCCGGCAGCCCGGAGACCCACGGUUUCAUGGGAAUCGCUGCAAGGAGAUUUGGUUCGGCUGGUCGCGUCGAGCUUGCUGGCCGGCGAUUUACUAGACUACGUCCGUUUCCGCGCUGUUUGCACGCACUGGCGAUCCGAGACUCCUUCCCCGCGUGGCCGCGGCGUCCUCGAUCCAUGUUUCCACCCGCGUCGCUGGAAGAUGUUCCCGGAAGGCCGUGGCCUCUAUCCUGGACACCCCGAGCUGGGUGACUACAUCCGCUUCUUCAACCUAGACUCGGGUGUCUUUGUCCGCGUCCGCCUCCAACUGUUCACGAACCACUGCAUUCUUGAUUCAGUCUAUGGUCUGCUUCUCCUCCAGAGGGACGAAGACGCAGCCAUCCGUCUGCUCCACCCUUUCACCGGUGACAUCGUCGAGCUUCCGCCCCUCACCACCCUCGGGAAGUCACGGUUUUGGUUAUUUUCAAUGUGUAUUAUUAUGCGGCUGUUGCCACCUCCCUAG